UGCUGGCACACUGAAAUAAUGGAAAACUUAAAUAGAAGUAUUGGUUCUCAUGUUUCUUCAUAUGCUGAGGAAGAGGUCAAUAGAAUAUUGGGAGGCCUUAAAGGGGAUGCCACCUUUCUAGCUACACCUACUACCAUUGAUGUUAAGAGAAGCUUUGAGUAUGAGUCUAAACGGUUAAUCAACAUGGAAUUGCACCUUACUACUUUGGGGGAAUACUAUAGAAGUAAACGUAUCCCUAGAGGAAUGAGAUCAAGGUUACGGCCCUCGGUAUAUACAGAGAGUGUGGACUUUAAAAGGAGGUUUGAAGAGAUUUCGGAUAGAUAUGCUCUUGAUAUCAUCCUUUUGAAUCUGGAUCAUUUACAAAGUGAAUUGACUGCUGUACAAGCAAGAGUUUUGGAUUUAGAACAGAGUCUGUCUAAGAUGUUGUCUGGAGAUGAAUUUUCUGCAUAUAUGGAUAGCAACAGGGAACGCUUGGAUAAAUUCAGAAACGAAGUUAUGGAUACAAAGAAAAGAAAAUGGUAUAGAGAUCAGAUGGACUAUACUAAAGGGAGAGUGUACACAUGGAACCAACAAUGGCUUAAUAAUGUGGAUAAUCAAUUUUCUUCUCCCCGACGGGGCAAAUCUAACAAAUCACUUCCAAGGAAUGUAACUAACAAUUCUGCUCCUUCCAAAGAUUUUUUAGUAGCAGGACCAUCAGUGAACAAUUCUACAAGAAACCCACCAGAAGAGGUGGUCGAAAAAGACAUCGGUCAAGGAAAAACCCGAAGACAGAAGCAAGGGAAACUGACACCUGCCCUAUUUCAGGACAACAAGAGAAAGACUUAAAAGACACAGAGACUGUGAAUUGGAUAUUUGAAGGAGGAGACUUCACCUGCUCCAACAUUGCAAAAAUGAACAGUUUUGGAAUGUACUAUCUAUAUGUUUGAAGAAUUUCCAUCUAUGCUCUGUUGAACUGAAUAAAUGCUGUAUGAGU
Messenger RNA from Hyla sarda, 973 nucleotides. RefSeq lists its product as uncharacterized. The coding region runs from base 19 to 825 and encodes 268 amino acids. The transcript is spliced from 2 exons. The record is from RefSeq and is a predicted model, not a curated record. NCBI's taxonomy places the organism in Eukaryota, Metazoa, Chordata, Amphibia, Anura, Hylidae.